AUGAUGGAGGAUGGUGAUAUAGAUUCAGAUAUUCCGGAUUUGUCAGGUGACGAGGAAGAAGCUGUAUGUUUUGAUGAAGACGAGAUUGUAGGUCUUAAAGUAAAAGAUGGUGAGAAGGUGGAAGAGGGGCACGAGGAUUCUUUCGGUACGGAAAGCAUGCAUAGUAAAGGAGAAAGAGGUGCCGGGUUUGUGGAUAGAAAAGGUGGGUUUUUUCAAACCAAUAUUACUAGAAAGGGUAAUGAGGUUGCGGAUGGGGGUUCUUCCUCAUUCGUUGCUGCUGCCAUUCCUGUUACAGAUGUGAAUCAAAGUGAACCGAUAAUGCCUACACAUGUUUCUCCGGUUAGGUUGGCUGAGGAUGUGAUGCCAAAUGGCCCAACACAAGUGGUGGAUGACAUGGACGGUGAGAGGGCUUCAGAUUCCCUUUCACAACCUCCUGGUUUUCGGCGAAAGAAAUCAUCUUCUUCCUGUGGAUCUACUAAAUUGUUGAAAAAGAAAGUCCCAGUAGUGGUUGAUGAUAUUGGCGAUGUGUUGAAGCAAUAUUUUGAAAUGGGAGGCCUUCUUGGGUAUGAUAUGGAAUCUAAUAAGGAUCGGGUGAAAAAGAUUUUGUCUAGUAUUGGCAUGGUACAGGUGGAUCAAUGA
Molecule: messenger RNA, 639 nt
Organism: Lactuca virosa
Lineage: Eukaryota; Viridiplantae; Streptophyta; Magnoliopsida; Asterales; Asteraceae
Source: the annotation of a GenBank genome assembly